Stegastes partitus (bicolor damselfish) is the source of this 2298-nucleotide messenger RNA. RefSeq lists its product as uncharacterized. The transcript is spliced from 6 exons. The record is from RefSeq and is a predicted model, not a curated record. Bases 413 to 1303 code for a protein of 296 amino acids. NCBI's taxonomy places the organism in Eukaryota, Metazoa, Chordata, Actinopteri, Pomacentridae.
GUACAGUGUUCUCGGAUCAAGUUCUCUCUGGUGUCGGUGGAAGAAAUAACAGCAGCUGUGGUCGUUUCAGUUCACAGCAACCUGCCUUCUUUUGGGGGGAUUUAUUCAAGUUUCAAGGCAUUUUGCUGUUUAGAGCGAACUAACAAGAAGACUAUGUGAGGGGAGAGGCGUCGACAGCAGGAAGAAGAGGAGAAGCUGAGGAGGGAGAGCGUGGAGGAGGGGAGGAAGACAGCCCACAAACAGGUCUGGAUCUAUCUCACCUACAGGUCGGACAGGGGAACAAACCAGAAGUCAAAAGACGCCAGAGGACGAGACAGAGGAGACAGCUGUCGCCAGAAAAGAGGUCUUUAAAGAAGGCUGGAGAAGACAAGGACGUACAAGUGAAUAAAGAAACCGUGGACCAUCGUCACAAAUGGCACAAAGGACGUUUCAUGAAAGUGGGCAAGAUGGCCGAUCAGUUCUGGGAAUGUUGGCGGUGCAGGUAGAGCGAGACCCCAAGACUGGCGCCACCGUCGUCAGGUCAGUGUCCCCCGUGUCUGCACCGGCUGGCGUCCCAAAGGCCACCACCGUCUUUGAUGACGGCAGGAAGAGCAUCCACGCCGUCGGCGGGUCAGUAGGUCAACCCUCGCCCGAAGAGCUCGGCCAGAUCUUGAACGUCAUCGAUGGGGUCGGGAUGAAAGUGCUGCUGGACGAGGUCACGGUCGUGCCGAACCCGGACGAGACGAAGACGGACACUGUAGACGUCAACAGUGAUCUGGAUGAAAAAGUCCCGUCUGUCGCUGACGUGUCAGAGGAGGACAACGAGCAGUCGGACAGCUCCACAAGCGACCACGAGGAAGCCGAGCUGAGAAUAGAGAAGUGUGCCGUGGCUGUGGGGAACGCAGAUGAUGAAACCUUGAUGGUGGUUCAAGUGGAUGCGGAGGAAGUAGACAACAUAGAAGAUCAAAAGUUGGAGGACGGUCCGGUCACACUUAUGUUCCUGGGAUACGCCGACGCUACAAGCGGCCAAGAGGACCACGAAGGCGAGAUCACCGUGGAACGAGUGCUCAUCACGGAGGACGGAGAGGAGCACGUCUUAGAACCCGAACCGCCUGCUCCACUUCAGUCACCGUUAAACCAGGUAGAAGAGCAGGACGCCCGGAAAGAAGCAUUUCAAGACAUUCCCCUGGAUGAAAACGGAGCUGGAGUUAAAGUCCAGGCAGAGGAAGGUGACACAACGCUGCACAUCUCACCUUCACCUAGUAAAGCAGAGGGAGUCAACACGCCCAAACGCAAGACCUGUCAGUGUUGUUCUGUCAUGUAAGAAAUGAUUAAAGACAGGCAACAUUUGUUAUAUUUGUACACCGCAGUGCCUUUCAUUAGUUGCUAUAUUGCUGAACACAUCAGAGCAUAUCACUGCCACCUGCUGAGGUCUUACAAUGGGGGAUGAGCACCCACCAGCUACCACAGAAAGACACGUUUCUGUAGGUCUUUCACAGCGGCUGGAACCGACUCCAGCUCUGACAAGACUAUGAAAAUCCACUACCUCCCCCUAGUGGACAAGGAUGAGGAUUUCACCCUCCUGCAGGUUGCAUCUCAAACGACUCCUCUGUCUCUCUGCCUGGAGACUACAAGCUGAGCAGUGGGAACGCUAAAAGGCAAAUAGCAAAAAAACAAAACAUGUCAGCUUUGAUAUUUAACUCUUACCUAAUACUACUGAAGACUGCACUUACUACCGAACACACCAAAGAUGUUUCAGAGAAUGUCUACUGAGGAGGAGUCAGUAUUCAAUUGAACUUAAUUUUUUUUACGUUGAGAUUCUUAACCCUGGCUCAGAUAUGUUAUACUAUCAAAGUUCUUUAACUAAUAGAUUAAUACCCUCAUUUGUGUUCCUGUAUUUGUUUUCUUGCUGAUGACAACAAAGAUAUCAGGCUGGCCGAUGCAGCUUAAAGAAUUAUCACACAUUAAAGGUUUUAUUUCUGUCGAUGUUGACAGGUAUUGAUCAUUUUUAUUGGCUUGUUUUUAAUAAAGGUGAGAAAAAAAAAGAUAUUUCGUUGAGCAAUAAAGUGAAACAAUGGAACAUAAAACUGAAGUGACUUAUUGCUAUUGAUAAAGUGUCUAUCCCUGGUACACCUUAUCGUUUCAUGGCUCAGGUCUACGUCGACACCACUCAAACAUGUGAGCAGUUUCCAUGAAGCUACAGCCAGCAGCUGGCCAGGUUGGGCUUUGCUUGCUACAUAAACCUCUUGUGACACCGCAGCAUAAAAUUUUCAUCCCUCUGGUUUUUGUACUGAUUAAAUAAACAAGAUGCUGCACGUA